Molecule: messenger RNA, 5519 nt
Organism: Passer domesticus (house sparrow)
Lineage: Eukaryota; Metazoa; Chordata; Aves; Passeriformes; Passeridae
Gene: USP49
Product: ubiquitin specific peptidase 49
Exons: 8
Coding region: 3380-5428 (682 amino acids)
Biological process (GO): protein deubiquitination
Cellular component (GO): cytoplasm
Molecular function (GO): cysteine-type deubiquitinase activity; zinc ion binding
Source: RefSeq, a predicted model, not a curated record
CGGUGGCUCCGCAACUUUGCCUUUGUUGAGGGAACGUCCCCCCCUCAUCCUCGGGAUCCCUUCCCACCUCCCCUUUAUCCUCCCCUUCCCAAAAUCCCCCAAGCCCCCCUCCAGCUCCUCCUUCCCGGGACCCUCUCCCCCUUCCCCGGGAGCGUGAGGGGGUGCUGGGGGUCGUGGCUUUGCUGGGAGGGGUGGAGAGAAAAAAAAAAAAACCUUUAAAAACUGCCUUGGAACCUCUGUGUUGAAAAGGCACGAAAACGGGGAAAUUCGGUGCGGGUUUGUGUUUAUUUAGGGGAAAAAAAACAACCCUAAAAAGCCGUGCGUUUGUGUCCCCAAGAGGGGGGAGAGCUGAACUUGAUCCGGGGGAGGCUUUGGCAGCAAAACUGCUCCAAAAUCCCCUUUUUUAUACCUCCAAGGGACCAUGGAGCCACGGGAAUCACGGAUCAGCGAUAACCGAGCCCUUAAAAACCCGAACCCAGCGCUGGGAAAGCUGCUAAUUUUAGUGGGGGAAAAAAAAUCUCCCGUUAAUCGCUUUACACGUAGGGAACGAGGCUGAUCCUUGUGCCAAAGGAGCAUCCCGUUAUCCCGGAAUACCGGAGCCGGGAGAGGGGGAAGUUGCCUUCACUUUGCGGAGUUCUUGGCUGUAGUUUUUAGUCGGGGAGAGAUGCCUGGAGUGGCUGGGCUCGUCUGCUGUGAAACGAGGCAAAAUUUGGUCCUUGCACGCUCCGCUGCCUCGGGGAAGGUGCUCCUGGAGGCCGGGGGUGGAGGUGGAGAUUCCAGGGAAAACGGAUGGAUUUCAGCGGGAAUUCUUCCUGGAGUUUUCAGGCUUUCCUGUGAGGGAGAAAGGCAGAACCCAGCGGAUUAAAAGGGAUGAUUUGUAGGGCUGGAAGCAGAAAAUAAAGUGGUGUGGCUGAGGGCUGAGCUGCAGCUGAGGAAAUGUGGCUGGGAUGUGGGAAUGAGGAUGGGAGAAAGAGCUGGAGGAUGAGAGGGGAUGAACUGGUGGAAUUGUGAAUUAAAAACUCCCUGUGGAUGCGAGCAAUGUGGAUUAAAUGAGUGUUGCUGUGAAGUGUUGGGAGCUGCCCCGUGUGGAAUUUUCACCAAAAUUUGGCUGCUCUGCCUUGUGCAGCUGCCCUGGGCGGCUCCUGUGGUUUCUGCAGGGUCAGAGAGGUUGGGUGGUGUUUAAAAACCCAAAAAGGAGAAGGCAACAAAAGCGUUUGGGGUUUUAUUUGGUGUUUUUGACUGCCUUGAGAGCAGGCUGGGUGCAGAUAUUUGGGGGUGAUGUGCCAAGUGUGAGCAGCAUUUGAUGUCUCCGAGCUUUCAGCAAACCAUAAAUGUGCAUUUAUUCCUCCCCUGAUCAUUCUCCCAAUGAAUACGGGCUGGCUCCAAGUGGAAAAGGGUGUUUUGAAGUUGGCAGAUUUUCUUUCCAGCGUGAAAUAAUUCCGGGUUUUGUGCAAGCUGGGUUUGUUAAAAGAGAAUUUUGCUGGUUCAGGAGCAGAGCUCGGACAAUAGUCACACAUGCAACGGGUUAGGGGCUAGAAAAGAGCCAAAAAAGCCCAAAAUGGGGGGUUUAUUAUUUUUUUUUUGGCUGUUGUGUGGCCAAGGAUUGUUAGGGAGGAAUCUCUUGCUGCAAUUCCUGCCGAGAUUCCGGCUCCAUGUGGUCCCAGCCUUGUGAGGAUGGAGAAAUUUGGGAGCAGCCUCGUGUGCUGGGAUGUUUAAAUUGGGAAGGAAAUGCUGACACUUGCUCAGUGGGGACAGAAAAAAAGCACAUUCGGGUUCUGGGUGUCUUUUUUCUGCAGAGGAUUUCUCGUGGCUGCUGCAGCUCUGCCCACAUCACACGCUGCAGGUCGUUUUCCUCGCUGCCAAACACACUCACUUGUUAAUUAUUAUUUUUAAGCAGCCCUGUGUUGUCUCAGCACCUCUGAACACGUGACAAGAAGCACUUGCUCAGCACCAAAAGUGGUUUAUUCAGUAUAAAGGACUGAAAAUGCCUUUUAAAUCCUGUUUUUCUUGGCCUUUUUUUCCCCCUUCUUUAACUGUUUUUAUACUGAAAUGUCACAGGGCUGCUGCUGGGACUCAUAAAGUGAAAUUUAGUGUUUUCUCAGCCCUCAGAAGAUGUUAAUGGAUUGAUUGAGAACAGUCAACAAAUGGAAAUAUUUCAAAAUAAUACAAAAUUCAGCUGCUGGUGUGUAAGUGUGGAUUCCUUCCGGAGUGUUUUUAGCUGUGAGGAAGCGUGAAAGGUUUUCUGAGGUAAAACAAAACCCAGGGGUUUGGUUUAAAAUUGUUAUAAAUAAACAGAGAAAUAAGAAAUAAGUUGCCUGACAACCUUGCCAGUGGCUGAGGUCAGGAGGAAUGGGAAGAUGGGGUUGUUUCAAAGGUCUCCCCUCCAACCCUUCCUUUUCUGCAGGAAUCCUCUCCGGUGAGAAUGAGAACUUUCCUCACUCUGUCCAACAACAUUUGUGGUUUUCAGCUUGAAUAUUUCAUCAAGGGUUGGGUUUGUUGCUGGGCUUUUAAUUUUUUUUUUUUAAUUUAUUUUCCCUUUGGGGAACGAAACCUUGGGAGAUGUUUUUAUCUCAGCAGCCUGAUAAUCAUAAAUUCUCCACCCUUUCCCAAAAUCUUCACCCUUUCCCAAACCCUUUCACCUUUCCCAAAAUCUUCACCCUUUCCCAAAAUAUUUCCCUUUCCCAAACUCCUCCACCCUUUCCCAAAAUCUUCACCCUCCCCAAACCCCUUUCUCAAACCCCUCCACUCUUCCCAAACCUUUCACCCCAGGCUCUUGUCUAGAAAAAAGCCCCCCUUGAAUUCCAGUGCAAGAAAAGGUCCCUCAUUAGUGUCAAGCCCUUAAUGAGCCUUUGCUCCCAAGGAUGCUGAGCAAAUCCAAAUUGUUGAACAGAAAUGAUUUAAAAAUCCCAUUCAGAGCUGAGGACAUCUGGGUUGUUGGUUGAUGUUUCCCUGUGUGCCCUCAGAUGCUCUUCACUUUGGGGUUUUAGGAGGUUUGAGCUCCACGAUGGGUCAGGUGAGGCUUUUGUGGCUCGUGGAAUUCCAGCACAGAGCAGCCAGAGCACCCCAUGAAAACAAAACAGAUUAAAAGCUUUUAGCUUGCAAGAUGAUAAUGAGGAGCACGUGAGCUGUUACACCUCCAGUUGGUGACAAAUCAGCUGAAAUCCCUCAGAAAACAGCAAAUUGUUGGACCUACCUUGAGAUUUUUUGAAAGAACACUGGCUAGGGCUUUGAAGCUGCCUGGCAGUGAGGACUUCCCAGUAAUUAAAUUCUCGGGGAUCGUGGGAGGACGAUGGGGCUGCUGCGCGCCCGCGACGCCGCGCGGCCGAGGAGAGGAUGUGUGAGCUGCACCCCGUCGGAGCAGCGACUCCUCCUGUGAGACAUGGAUCGAUGCAAACAUGUGGGGCGGCUACGACUCGCCCAGGACCACUCGAUCCUGAACCCCCAGAAGUGGCAGUGCGUGGACUGCCACACCACCGAGUCGCUCUGGGCCUGCCUCAAGUGCUCGCACGUGGCCUGCGGGCGCUACAUCGAGGAGCACGCCCUGAGGCACUUCCAGCAGAGCCGGCACCCCCUGGCCAUGGAGGUGCACGAGCUCUACGUCUUCUGUUACCUCUGCCAGGAUUACGUCCUCAACGACAACCCCGAGGGCGACCUGAAGCUGCUGAGGAGCUCGCUGUCGGCCAUCCAGGGCCAGAGGAGCGGGAGGACGCUGCGCUCCAUGGCGCUGGCCGAGGACGCGUGGCGGAGGAGGAGCCCCCAGGGCCAGUCCCAGAUGCUGACGGCGCUGUGGCACCGGCGCCAGGCCCUGCUGGCGAGGGCUCUGCGCACCUGGUUCCACAAGAGCUCCCGGGGACAGCUGAAACUGAAGGAGAAAAAAGAGAUGGAGGAGCUGGAGAAGAAGAAGGAGGCGGCUCGGCAGCGGCGGCAGGAGAUGAAGAGGCAGCUCCUGGAGGAGCUGGCCAGCACUCCCCCGAGGAAGAGCGCCAGGCUGCUGUCUCACGUGCACAGGGAGAGCUUGAUCCCAAGGAAAUUCAGGGAGGUGGCCACAGCUUCCCCUACCUCAAGGCAGGUGCAGAGCAGCAGAUUGAAGCAGUUCUACUCCAUCCGGCGGCAGCCCCUGAUGACGCCCGGGGUGACGGGGCUCAGGAACCUGGGCAACACUUGUUACAUGAACUCCAUCCUGCAGGUGCUCAGCCACCUCCAGAAGUUCCGAGAAUGUUUCUUGACUCUUGAUCUCUGUGAAACUGAAGAACUUUUAGCUAAAACUGUGAAUGGGAGGGCCAGGAUGCCUGGCAAGCUGGCCAACGGGGCUGCUGCUAACGAGCCAGGGAAGCCUGACAGGGUGGGCUCGUCGGGCACGCAGGGCUGCCCGGCCGGCCUCAACGGGGGCUCCUCCAUCAGCCGCAGCCUGGAGCUCAUCCAGCCCAAGGAGCCCAGCUCGAAGCACAUCUCGCUGUGCCACGAGCUGCACACGCUGUUCAGGGUGAUGUGGUCUGGCAAGUGGGCCCUGGUGUCGCCGUUUGCCAUGCUGCACUCCGUGUGGAGCCUGAUCCCGGCGUUCCGCGGCUACGACCAGCAGGACGCGCAGGAGUUCCUCUGCGAGCUCCUGGACAAGGUGCAGCAGGAGCUCGAGUCCGAGGGCAGCAGGCGCAGGAUCCUCAUCCCCUUCUCGCAGAGGAAGCUCACCAAGCAGGUCCUCAAGGUGGUCAACACCAUUUUCCACGGGCAGUUGCUCAGCCAGGUCACCUGCAGGACGUGCAACUACAAAUCCAACACGGUGGAGCCCUUCUGGGACCUGUCGCUGGAGUUCCCCGAGCGGUACCACUCCCUGGAGAAGGGCAUCCUGCCCGUGCCCCAGGCCCCGUGCCUGCUCACCGAGAUGUUGGCCAAAUUCACCGAGACAGAAGCCCUGGAGGGGAGGAUCUACGCCUGUGACCAGUGCAACAGUAAAAGGCGAAAAUCUUCUCCCAAACCUCUUGUUCUGAGUGAAGCUAAAAAGCAGUUGCUGAUCUACAGACUACCUCAGGUCCUCCGGCUGCACCUUAAACGCUUCAGGUGGUCUGAGCGCAAUCACCGCGAGAAGAUCGGGGUGCACGUGCUCUUUGAGCAGGUGCUGGACAUGGAGCCCUACUGCUGCCGGGACUGCGUGCCCCCCCCGGCCUCCCCGCGCUGCCUCUACGACCUCUCGGCCGUGGUCAUGCACCACGGCAAGGGCUUCGGCUCGGGCCACUACACAGCCUACUGCUACAACACGGAGGGAGGUUUUUGGGUGCACUGCAACGACUCCAAACUGAAUGUAUGUAGCGUGGAGGAGGUGUGCAAGACCCAGGCCUACAUCCUCUUCUACACUCAGAGAACGCCGCAGGACAGAGCAGCAAUCCCACACAACCAGCUCCAAACUCAGGUGUUCGGCAGCCAGGGGCAGUGACAAGGACACAGGAGUGGCACUGGCACCAGGGAAACACGGCCGGCGGCUGCGGGGAGCGGGGGCGUGCGCCCGCCCUGAGCGGGGGCUGCGG